GCAGGUCUGACCGGCCCACUGUCUGUACAGGAAGUUCUCACUGUGAUUUACUUCUGUGUUGUCUUUAUUCUGACCUGCUUUUAAUUCCACAGAUAAUUUAUCCCAAAGGAUCCCUGGAGAACGGUCCUAUACUAGAGUUCUGCUCUGCAGGCCUGGCAGAAGAAACACACCCAGCAUGUUCCUGUGAGCAGCCUGUGACAGCUCUUCACAAUGACCCGGGUCAUAUUCCUCAAAGUCUGGGCCUUCGUGAUCUCUGUCCACAUCAUCAGUCAGGUCCACGGAGAGCUGUCAGAGGAGACGACCCGGCUGGUACCUGAGCAGCUGUCGGGCCUGCCGGUUCUGCUGGACCUCACGGUGAAAGAGGGCAGCAGUGUGGUUAUCUGGUGUAAUGUGAGCGAGGUUCUGGAUCACGUCGUGUGGUACAACUCCAAAGGACAGGUUCUGAAAGCAAAUGCGUCAGGUGAGGGUGGGUGGAUGCUGGUAGAGAAAGACAGACUGAACAUCAGCUCUGUUUCAUUCGAGGACAGAGGGCGGUACACCUGUGUAGCCUGGAAUUCUGCCGGUGUCUUCAACUACACUGUGAGUUUGAGGGUGAGCUACACCCACAGCGGCCUGGGCCUCUACUACGUCAUCAUCUGCCUGGUGGCUUUCUCCAUCACCAUGGUCCUCAACAUCACCCGCCUCUGCAUGGUCAGCACCCACCUGCGCAAGACCGAGCGCGCCCUCAACGACUUCUUCCGGGUGGAGGGAGCUGAGAAACUGCAGAAGGCCUUCGAGAUCGCCAAGCGCAUCCCCAUUGUCACCUCCGCCAAAACCCUGGAGCUCGCCAAGGUGACGCAGUGCAAGACAAUGGAGUUCGCGAGGCAGAUGGAGGACCUGGCCCGGAGCAUCCCACUGCCCCCACUUAUCCUCAAUUGCAGGAUGCCGGCGGACGACACGGAGGCCCACCCUGCUGAUGGUGGGGGUCUGGCAGCUCUGGAGCAGAACCAAUCUUCAGUUGUGCAGAGCGACCCGGCGGAGAGGGAACCGCUCUGCAGGAACAGUCUGGACGUCACAGUGUCUGUCCACCAUUUAUCAGAGACUGACCGUCCACCUGCUCAUGCUGAGGAGCCCAGUGUUAACACACACACCUUCGAGAUCGACACUGCUAAUGCUAAUGCUAAUGCUAACACUUAGCAUAGCUAAUGUUUUUUUUUUAAAGGAAAAGUUCAGUUAAUAGGAACAAACAGCCAUCAGUCAACAUGUUGCAAUUGUUGUAGAAAAGAAAAUGAAAGGUGGGCUACUCCCACCUCUCGUCCGGGGUACAACUCCCCUGCGUGUUCGUUUGAUAGAGAGAGUCAGACAGGUGGAGUGAAGUUGAAAGCAAACCAGGUAUUUAUUACAAAGUGCUGAAUAUUCAGGAGAACCCACACAUGAAAGACCGUCUAACAGCCGUCCCAGCAUAAGUUCUGACCCCCCUCUGAUCUGACUCCAUGUUUUAUACCCAAAAUGACGUAAGCCUGUUGAUGAGGC
This is a messenger RNA of Astyanax mexicanus (Mexican tetra), 1512 nucleotides long. RefSeq names its product microfibrillar-associated protein 3-like. The transcript has 4 exons. NCBI's taxonomy places the organism in Eukaryota, Metazoa, Chordata, Actinopteri, Characiformes, Acestrorhamphidae. The record is from RefSeq and is a predicted model, not a curated record. Bases 211 to 1176 code for a protein of 321 amino acids.